GUACUUCCAAAUAAAAAAUCACAAUGGUUCAGAAUCUCUUCAGAAUGGACUCCAACCUAAUCAUGUCUCAUCAAUAGUUUUUACAAUAAAUGCCUAAUUCAUUUCGAAAUUGAACUUUAACCGUCCUAGGUACCCUAAUGCAGCUAUAAAACUAAAAGUAAAGCAUACCUAUCAAUCCAUCAAAGCAGUUUUAAUAUUCUGUGCUAACUAUAACUCAACAAUGCCUCCUGGACGAAGUGGUCGCAGCGGUGGUGGUGGUGGAAGCAAAGGUGCAGGAAAUAGGAGUGGCCGCCGCCGCGACUACCAGCACGCGCCGGCGCAGCAGCCCGUGGUGGUCCUGCGCCCGGCGCCGCGGCGGUCCAUGUUCCGGGACGCCGCCGCCAUAGCGGGGGGCGUCACUGUCGGCACGGCUGUGGGUCACGUGGCCGGCGAAGCCAUUACGGGCAUGUUCUCUGGGCGCAAGAAGGAGCAAGUAGAGGAGAGUCUUCCCCGAGGGUACCAGCUGGGCGCCGAGCCGAGUGGGCCCUGCGCCUUCGAGAUCUCACAGUUCCUGCAGUGCGCCAGCCAGACGGAGAAUCUAGAUGGGUGCGCGUAUUACAAUGACGCUCUAAAGGAGUGCAAGAAGCGGAACCGUUUGCCGUAACAUAUACUAAUCAAAACCUAUUAGAAACAAGAAGGGACAUAAUGCAUCUAUUACAAACGAGUUGAAGUGAUCAUAAUAACAUUACAUCCUUUUUUAAAAACUGAAAUAAAUUCAUAAGUAAAGCAAUAAACUGGUCAAAACUUG
This is a messenger RNA of Plutella xylostella (diamondback moth), 787 nucleotides long. RefSeq lists its product as uncharacterized. The record is from RefSeq and is a predicted model, not a curated record. Gene Ontology annotation, biological process: mitochondrion organization. Gene Ontology annotation, cellular component: mitochondrion; nucleus. NCBI's taxonomy places the organism in Eukaryota, Metazoa, Arthropoda, Insecta, Lepidoptera, Plutellidae.